Molecule: messenger RNA, 9759 nt
Organism: Mobula hypostoma (lesser devil ray)
Lineage: Eukaryota; Metazoa; Chordata; Chondrichthyes; Myliobatiformes; Myliobatidae
Gene: tgfbr2l
Product: transforming growth factor beta receptor-like
Exons: 7
Coding region: 238-1962 (574 amino acids)
Biological process (GO): transforming growth factor beta receptor signaling pathway; protein phosphorylation; cellular response to growth factor stimulus
Cellular component (GO): signaling receptor complex; plasma membrane
Molecular function (GO): type I transforming growth factor beta receptor binding; activin binding; transforming growth factor beta receptor activity, type II
Source: RefSeq, a predicted model, not a curated record
GGGCGGCCCCGCAAGGAGCCCCGUCGUUGGAGUUUAAAGGCAAGUUCAGAACAGAUGGCAACAGAUCCGCCUUAAAGUGAAGUCCCUCCAAGGCACCCCAGCCUCGGGCAGCGUGAGUCUCUCACGCGUGCCUGCGAUGAUCUUUAUACCGAGCUUGCACGAUGGAACUAAAAGGCGCCGAUAGAUCUCCGGCGGUUUUUCGGUAGGAGAUUCCAUGCUCGGAUCCCUGGCAGAAGAAUGGACUGCUGGAGGAUUUUAACUCCAACAUCUGUCUUGAUUCUGGCUUCCGUUUUGAAUUCCCUUGUCAUUGCAAGUUUCUUGGAGACAAAUCUGUGCAAAUGGUGUGACUAUACUAACCCAAUCUGCGAGGACAAAGUGUGUUACAGCAAUUGUACGUUGAACUCCUACUGUGUGAGCUCGGAGGAAAUAUGUGUGGCCAUAUGGAGGAAGAACAAUGAAUCCACGAGUGUGCAAACAAUGUGUCACUAUCCACACUUACCAGUGGAGGACAUAAUAAUCACAACUUACAAUACAACAGUUUGUAUCAUGACUGAGCAGCCUGUUGGGAAGGGGAUGGUGUAUGUGUGUGGUUGUACCAAUGAACAGGAGUGUAAUGAUAAACUUAUUUUUGAAGCUGAACUAAACGACUAUCCCAUACCACAAAACAAUGAAGUCAUUCCAGUCGCCAUAUUGAGCCUCCUUCCGCCCAUCCUUAUUGCCUUCAUGAUAACAAUGGCAUUCUACCUGUUUCGUACUCGACAACAAAGAAAAGUGACCCAAGAGUGGCCAGAGGUAGAGCACCGAAACCAAACUAGGACCGUCGACGGAAAAUCAGGCGAGUAUGAGGGAAAAUGCUCCGUGGAGACUGAUGAUGGUCAUUCUGACAUCAGUGCGACGUGUGCCAACAAUAUCAACCAUAAUACUGAACUGUUGCCCAUUGAACUGGAUAGCAUGGUUGGGAAAGGAAGAUUUGCAGAAGUGUGGAGAGCAAAACUCAAGCAUAGCACUUCAGGACAAUAUGAGACUGUGGCAGUGAAAAUCUUCCCAUGUGAAGAAUACGCAUCAUGGAGGACUGAGAAAAAGAUUUUUUCAGAUGUUGACCUCAAACAUGAGAGUGUGCUGCAGUUUCUUACAGCUGAAGAGAGGGGAAGAGGAAUUGAAAAGCAAUACUGGCUAAUUACAGCCUAUCACAGCUUGGGAAACCUGCAAGACUUCCUGACCAAUCACAUUCUGACUUGGCCAGAGAUGUACGUGAUGACAGGAUCCCUGGUGAAUGGGGUUGCUCACCUCCAUAGCGAUUAUACUGCCUGUGGAACCCCGAAGAUUCCCAUUUCUCACAGAGACAUAAAGAGCACGAAUGUACUAGUUAGCAACAAGAAGGAAUGCAUUCUGUGUGACUUUGGGCUGGCGCUGAGGCUUGACCCAUCUCUAACUGCUGAUGACUUUGCUAAUAGUGGCCAGGUUGGCACAGCCAGGUACAUGGCACCUGAAGUUUUGGAAUCUCGUGUUAACCUGGAAGAUCUUGAAUCAUUUAAGCAGAUGGAUAUGUACUCCAUGGCCUUGGUAUUGUGGGAGAUGGCAUCUCGGUGUGAGGCCAUUGGAGAGGUGAAAAGCUACGAAUCACCGUUUAGCUCAAAGGUUCGUGAACAUCCCUGUGUUGAAAGUAUGAGAGACAUUGUACUGCGGGACAGGGGCCGUCCUGAAAUCCCCAGCAACUGGCUGGUGCAUAAAGGUAUGCACUUCCUUUGUGACACUAUUGUUGAGUGUUGGGACCACGAUCCAGAGGCACGUUUAACAGCCCACUGCGUGGCUGAAAGGAUCAAUAUGAUGGCACAAAUGAACUUUGAAGAUGUCCUCAAUAACAAUUCCACCACUGAAGCAAGAAAGGGAGGAAGUUCUGAGCCCUUAAACCUUGGAAGCACUGCUGAACAUAAAAAUAUUCAAGUCGUCACGGAUGUAUGAACAAAUUCAAGCAUGAAUUUUGAUCUCUUUGUGCAUGAAAUGACAUGACUGAGAGGAAAUAUUAAAAAAGCAUGUCAAAUGAAGAAAAUCCCCUGAAGAUAAUGUAUUAUUAAUAAUGAUUUAAUCUGAUGAGAUAUGGGACUCCAGGUUAGUGCACACUUAAUCAUAUUGAAAGUCUGGCUUGUGCACUCAAUUGCAGUGUACAGUGCUGGCGUGCUUCCUGUUAUAAUAAUUUUAAGUGCAUUCUUCCUGUCCAAAUUGUGAAAACAAAUCUUGACAGAAUAUAAUUACCAGAGAUGAUGUACUUUGAAGUCCAGAAUAUUAAUCACAUUAUAUAUACAACUCAUUCUCUGUAAGGCAUUUAAUUACACUCCAAAUAAAUCUAAAUUUAUGCUAAGCAACAAUGAUUAGAUGAAAUGAGGCAAAAUCAUCAUAAAAGGUUCUAUUAGAGGUAAUAAAUAUUUAUUAGAUGUCAUUUCCACAUGUAAAUGUGCUGGUAAAUUGGUUGCACUUUUGUUGGAAGUCAAUCGUUCAUGAUGGAUUCAGAUCUACAAUAUACAAGCAGUAGACUAGCAUGUUGAAUUUAAUUUUUGGAUAUGGUAAAGAAAUUAUGAAAUAAUAAUGGUAGAGAAAUCGUCCAGAAACCUCCCACAGAGCAGAAGGGCAGAAGCCCUUUUGCUCUUUAUUUUCAGUACAAGAACAGACCAUGAAACCAGGGCCUUGUGAUCUUUCUGACCCUUUUGGGUUUUAAGCAGGAGGUGUCAGAAAAGUUACCACAGGAAUAACUGGCUUGUGGCAGCCUAACAUUCAUAGGCAUGUCACUUUUUGAUCCUUGGAAAACUGCCAGGGCAAAUUUACUGUCAGUCAACUUGUGCAUUGCAUUGCCAAUCUCAGUUAUAUGGUAUUCACUAACAGUAAGAAUUUACAAAACUGGCUUGUUAAUGAUACUAUAAAAAUGUUGAUAGCAGUGCUCACAAAUAAUUUUUUGUUGCUGAGCUAUGAUCUAAAUAACAGGGGAUAACAAGUAUUUUUUUAGAAGUAUUUCUUCCUCAGAAUUUUUCUGGUGGUUAUGAAAGACCACUUGAAGCUGAACACAAAUAUAUUUUCGGACUAUUUGUAUCAUGUAGGAAUUUGGAGAAACAAGAAAUUAACCUUCAUUGAAUAUAAUGUGUUUAAAUGCAUAAUGGUGCUGAUGCUUUGCAAUGGUUCAGCUAAGUUAAAAAUGGUUUGUUGAUGAUUUUCAUUUGUACUGAAGAUCUGAAGAUUCUCACUUAAGUGUCCAACAAUAAACAGUCAUUAUUGAUGGAUUCCAGUUGCCCUGAUACCAUCUGUCCAUGACCGCAAUGUCCUGGUGAAACCUUUCACCGUGCCCUGUCACUGACAGAGAUAAGUUUUUCAGGGAAGAAAUCUAAAUGGGAAUACAGAAAAUAAAUCUUUAGUGACAUGUUGCACUUCAUGGUUUUGUAUUUUUGAAGCAGCUGCACAUAGUUUGGUGCUCUGUAGUUGGCAUGAAAAAUUUCAAGAACAUCCUUGAAUGCCUUCCAUGCGAUGUUCUCCGGUGCCACUAGAAGUUCUUCAAGUUGCCUGUCAUUGAAGGCCUGUUUGGUUUGUGGACCAACAGAAAUGCCUCCCUUAAUCUUGGCAUCAGUUAUUCUGGGAAACUGAAUUUUUGUCUCAAAUAUCAAAAUCCUUCAUGUAAGUUUAUAGCCUUUCUAAAACCUGCCCUGUUGUGCAGUAUCCACUCUGCCUGAGUGUGCUCAGGAAUGACUGGACAAGAUAGAAAACUUCUCAGCUUACGUUGUGGGCAACAUUUUAAUUGACUUGAAUUAUUUGAAAUAACAAAUAGAGGCAAUAUUUUUUAAAGAAGAUGCAUGUUAGGGAAAUUUCAUGGCAAUUUUCACAAUUAACAGCUCAAAAUCCAUAAGAUACACCUAAAAUUAUUCAGGAAGCAAAAUCUUUGUUGUGUAGUAUAAAUUUCACAUGAUGUAAGCAGAAUAUUAUACAUGUAUAAAUAAAUUUGUUUGUAGAAUACCGUCCCAAACAUUUUAGCAUAGGACAAAAUUUUCUUCCAAUGAUUAAAGUAUUUGUUUUUAAAUGUUAAAAUUCUCUAAAUUUAUAUCAGAUUUAUAUUUGUUUGUUCACGUAUUGAUGGUGCAUUCUAAUCCAGAUCAAGUAAUCAGCACCUACUUUUAACAAUGUAAUGUAUUAAUUUAUUUUUCCGUAUUUCAUCAUUUAGUGUGUGGUUGUAUUUUGUAUGUGUUUUAUGUCUUGCCUCAAGGGACACUCUGUCAGAGUUCUCCCCUCACAUGAACUUCCCUCGGUCACUGCACGGCAGUCGAGAUUGGGAACUGUAACAUACAUAUCCUCGUUCAGAAGCUGGGAGACAAUACAGCUAGUAAUACUGAGUCAAACUCAAAUGAAAAGAAAACACUUUUGAAAACUUCGUUCUCCACAUGAUCAUUCAGCAUACAACUUUAAGGAAAAUAAUACAUUUUGUCAACGGCAAAAUGCCCUCGGUUGCUGGAAUGUGUAUCUGCACGUGCAUUUAUUUUCUUUCUCAGCUGAUGAAAAUUAGGCACAAUUAAUGGUUGCCUCUAAAUAUGUUCCGCAGUAGGACAGUCAAGAAUGUGUAUUCAUGGUUUAUGUUAAAAUCUAAAUAUUUCACGUUUUUAAAAUAACUGACAGUUUGAGCUAGAGAGAUCGUAAGUUUACCAUGGAUUCAGAUACAAGGGUUACAAGCCUGAGGGAAACAAAUGGCAAAGCAUUAUCAUGGCUGCUGAAUUUGCUGAUGAUGAAAAGGGACAGUAGAAAAACAUUGAACCCUACAGCACAAUACUGGCCCUUUGGCCCCACAAUGUUGUGCCAACCCUUUAACCCAGGGGUUCCCAACUUAGGGUCCACAGAUCUCUUGUUUAAUGGUAUUGGUCCACGGUAUAAAAAAGGUUGGGGAAAAAGGAUUAAUCCUCCUACAUAGGCCUCCAUUUUCUACCAACCAUGUACCUAUUUAAGAGCUUUUUCAAUGCAUAUGCUUCUACCACUAUCCAUGCACUCACAACUCUGUGCAAAGAACUUACUUCUGACAUCCUCCUAAGCUUUCCUUCAAUCACCUUAAAAUUAUGCCUCCUGCAUUAGCACAAGAGAGUUGUGAAAAGAACACAAGGAGGCAAUAAAGGGUAUGUGUAGGUUAAGUGAGUAGAGAAAGAUUUGCAAAUGGAGUAGAAACUGUCCAUUUCAGCAGAGAAGCAAACACAAAACACAUUAUCGAAAUACUCAGAAAUGCAAGAGUUCUGAGACACAAAGGGAACCUGCUGUUCUAGUACAUAAUUUGCAAAAGACACUUAAGUAAUAAAGGCUAAAAGAGUGUUACUGCUUUGGUUAAUUUUGUUUUACUUAGUGACACACUGUGGAAUAGGCGCUUCCGGCCCUUCAAGCCUCACUGCCUUAGCAACCCCGAUUAACCCUAUCCUAAUUACAGUGACCAAUCAACUUACUAACCUUUACACCUUCGGACUGUGGGAGAAACCGGAUCACCCGGGGAAAACCCACACACUCCGCGGGGAGAAUGUGCAAACUCCUUACAGAGCGGCACUGGAUUUGAACUCCGAAUCCCAGAACACCCGAGCUGUGAUAGUGUUGUGCUAACCAAUGUGUUACCAUGGUUUUUAUUGUCAGGGAAUGUGAAUACAGCAGCAGAAAACUUAUCCUUCCGUUAUUCAGGCAAGUAAUGAUUCCUGAACGUGACAUUGGUUCUCUUAUUUCAGGAAGAAGAUUAAACUUUUCAGAGAUUUACUAGACUAACAGAACUGAAAUAGGUGUAUCAGUCCACUCCAAACAUCAAAACAUCAUUUUUACACCUAUCCUGGGGUUCCCAACCUUUUUCAUGCCAAUGAGCCUUACUAUUAACCAAGGGGUUGGGAACCCCUGCACUAAUUCCACCAUUUUAUUUUCUUCCUAUUGAGAAGUGAGUUGAGUGGAGCAUUUAUAAUCAUAUGGGGGUUUGUUAAAGUGGAUGUGGAGAGGAUGCUUCCUCUUGUGAGAUAGGAGUCAGUGUUUAAAUAUACGGGCUUAUCCAUUUAAGACAGCAGAGAGACAAAACUUAUUUUCUCUCAGAUUUCAGAGUUGCAGAAGGGGAAAGCGAAGUAGGUGCACUAUGGAAUAUUUCUAAGGCAAAAGUUACAAGCAAGGUGCUGAAAAAGUAAUGUGGGAAGACAGAUACAGAGAUGAAGUUACAAUCAGAUUAGCCACCGUCUUAUUAAAUGACAGAGCAGACUUAGGUUGAAUAUGUCUCCUGUACUUGAUUCUUAAGUCCAUAUGACAGAGAUGGAAGAUAAAGGCUUAUGGAUUCAAAGAUCCAAACUACAUGUAGUAUCAAACUAUGUAUGCGACAUACAACCCUGAAGUUCAUCUUCCCCAUGGACAGUCACGACACAGAGAAGAACCUUGGAACCAACCUGUUCAAAGAAAAAUCAUCAACCAUUAAGACCCCUUGCCCCACCCAUGUGCAAAAAAAAUCACGCAGACAGCAACAAAAAAAUGAGCAACAUCACAGAAUAUAAAAACACCAAGUCAAAAGGCAUAUCUCAGUACAGUUCCAAAUUAGAGUCAUAGAAAAGUACAGCACAGAAAAAGGCUCUUUGGCCGUGCUGAACCAUUUAAACUGCCUACUCCCAUCGACCUGCACCAGAACCUUAGCCCUCCGUACCCCCACCAUCCAUGUAUCUAUUCAAACCUUUCUUAAACGUUGAAAUCAAGUUCGCAAUCACCACUUGCGUUGACAGCUCACUCCACACUCUCACGACCCUCUGAGUGAAGUUUCUCCUCAUGUUCCUCUUAAGCUUCUCACCUUUCACCCGUAACCCAUGACCUCUGGUUGUAGUCCCACCCAACCUCAGUGGCAAAAGCCUGCUUGCAUUUACCCUAUCCAUACCCCUCAUAAUUUUGAAUACCUCUAUCAAAUCUGCUCUCAAUUUUUUACAGUCUAAGGAAUAAUGACCUAGCCUAUUCAAUCUUUCCUACAACUCAGGUCCUCCAGUCCUGAGACUUUAGGAGAUUUCAUUUCUAAAGGGUCAGUUGUCUGAAGUAAAGGAGUUACUGAGCUAAAGCAUUUGGUCACUGAUAGGCUGAUGUCAAUUUACCUUCGGGUCCAGUCAGGUAGGCAGCAGAGUCGGAAAAUGGAGUUCACUCCUCACCUUGUGAAAAUUCCACGUGCUCUGGGACUGGUGGGCUUCCUCUCACAAUCCAAGAUGUGGAGACUGAGAGUUUGGUUGGCCACUAUGCAUUGGUGGGUGGUAAAUCUAGGGGAAAUAAUGAGAAUGUAGGAUGAGAAUUUUUUUUUAAAAACUGGGAUUAAUGUAGAAAAAGCAUAAAUGAGUAAUUUGUUGAUUUGUCCGGCUAUUGUGGGCCGGAGGUCCAUUUACCCGUGUAGCUAUGACUACAUUGAUUGGAAAGCGGCAUGAAUAGGCUCAAUUCUGACCUUUGCUCAUUGAAAUGAAUUGGUAAUAAGCACCAGUUAAAUAAAUGCUGAUUUUCUGGAGGCCAAUCAUUUUAAUUCCUAUUCCCAUUCCUGUUCUGACAUGUCGAUCCAUGGCCUCCUCUUGUACCAAGAUGAGGCCACCUUCAGGGUGGAGGAGCAAUACCUUAUAUUCCUUCUGGAAACCCUCCAACCUGAUGGCAUGAAUAUUGAUUUCUCCUUCCGGAAAAGCAAAUCACCACCCCACUCCUUCCUCUAUUCCCGACUCUGACCUUUCACUUCUCACCUGCCUGUUACAUUCCCCUGGGUCUCCUCCUCCUAUUAUCCACUCUCCUCUCCUAUCAGACUCCUUCCUCUCCAGCUCUUGACCUUUCCCACUCACCUGGCUUCACCUGUCAUCUUCCAGCUAGCCUUGUUCCCCUCUCCCACCUUUUUAUUCUAGUGGCUUCCCCUUCCUUUCCAGUCCUGAGGAAGGGUCUCAGCCCAAAAUGUGAACUGUUUAUUCAUUUCCACAGAUGCUGCUUGACCUGCUGCAUUCCUCUAGCGUUUUGUGUGUGUUGCUCUGGAUUUCCAGCAUCUGCAGACUUUGUGUUUCUGAAGUAAUUAGGAGUGGUUGUUGAAAGACUUUGCUAUGAUUUAUUUGCAAAAGGAAAUAAAUUAAAAUACCACUCACUUUAAAGAUAAUAGCUGAUUUUAAAUUUAAUUGUUCAAACUUUUUUUUGAGAAUUGCUAUUUUCUAUCUAAAUAUCUUUCCAAAUCAAAGUUCUUCUUGGUAGGAAUCACCUGCUGAUUUUGUGUUUCUGUACUAAAUGAAGCUUGUGCAAUUAUUUCAGCUCCAAGCUCCAGCUCAGUGAUUCGCAGACGCCCAAAGGCAAAAAAAAGCCUGCAAUGGGAGUAGCUCGACUGCACAUUCCUGAACUGUGCUUCAUACAGACACAAAAUCCUUCAACAGUGAAUUGAACUUGAAGGAAAACAAAAAUUUAAUACGAUGCCUUCUAUGCCUAGCCAAACAUGAGAACACAAUUACAGAUUCUUGUAGUCUUGAGCUUUAAAUAAUGAACCCACAGUACAGCCGCCCCUCAGGGUGAUAGAAAUUGUAUAGGUAAAAGGAAUUUACAGUCCAGUGUAGAGAGUUAAAAGCAUAGCAUGCAGGAGAGUUAAAAGAGGCACCACACCUAUACCACAGAUUCGAUACACCAUCAAAAGGCGAAAUGUAAUUGGGCGUGAUAGAAAUAACCAAGCCCUUGCAAUUUGUGGCUCAUUUUUGGUUCUCUUUAAAGCAAUUUGAAUCUUUUUUUUAAUUACCAAUCUCACAGGUGUUUUUUUACUUAUUUUCAAUUUAAUAAGUACUUUAUUUGUGCAGAACGGGACAGACAAUGUUUAUUCACAAGUUUAUGAUGUUGAUUUGCUAUUGGAAAUACACCAGGAUCUAACGUAUGUAACAUACUGUUCCUAAGGCAAAAAUGUAGUGCCUUGCUGCGAUGGUUUUCCUUUUGAUAUUGUCAUUGAGAUCAGAGGAACAAUUAGCUGGCGCAAAAAUAGUGAAAUUUGUUAUAUCUAGUUUUAUCUGAGAUGUAUCAAUCAGCCUGUUCUUCAUCAUAAAUUCAAUGAUGUGGGACUGCAUUACCAAAAUAAAACACUAUACACUAGUACUAAUAGCAAAUAAGGUGGGGGAUUCAAUAUUAGGCAGUUCAUGGCAUUCAACAAUUAUUUUGUCAAAUUGUAUAAAUAUUGCAUGUUAAGUCCAGAAUGUAGAUAUGUACUCCUCCACAAGAUGGGCAAUAUGUUCAUGCAAUUUCUGUGCAUCCCGAGCUUGAACUGAAAUAAUGUGUCAAAUCUGACUGGUUCCUUGCUCUACAAACAGUUAUCAAUAAAAAAUAAACGUUCCAGUGAUUUUGAAACUGCUGUUUGAGCAUCAUUAACCUACUGUGAUGGGUGAUUCACUGGAAAGUAUCAAGAGUCUUUUUUCAGCCCAUUAAAUCUAUUGGUGUUUUACUGGUUAAUAACACAAUAAAGGAUUCUAGUUCAAUAGCAAACCAUGACAAUCAGGAUUGCAUACCCUGCUAUAUUCUGAAUCCUGAGAUUUAUGAUACUUCUGCUUUAUAUUAUACAAUGAUGUCAUGUAAAAUCAAAGCCAACCGCCUUCUGAAAUGCAUACAGACCAUACCUUAUAAUACUCAUCACAUGAGUUUUAUUUGUUUUGCAAUGAAAAAUUAUUAAUAUUGUUGAUAGUUCUAUGUAUUAUUGGAAAAUUACUAUCGUGUGCAUGUAUAUAUUUAAACUUACAGGGCUGUUUUUAUUACUUGUAUUUUAAUCUAAUAAAUGCA